This is a messenger RNA of Prorocentrum cordatum, 1620 nucleotides long. NCBI's taxonomy places the organism in Eukaryota, Dinophyceae, Prorocentrales, Prorocentraceae. The record is from the annotation of a GenBank genome assembly.
AUGCACACCGGCCAUGUGAUCUCUCCGGAGCUGAUGAAGGAGGACAUUCGGCUCAUGAAGGAGAACAACAUGAACGCCGUGCGGAAUGCGCACUACCCGAACGACCCGCUCUGGUACGAACUCUGUGACGAGUUCGGACUGUACGUGGUGGACGAGGCGAACAUUGAGAGCCAUGGCAUGGGCUUCUUGCAAAACGAAACGCUAGCAGGUAAGUCUGAGUGGACCCUCGCGCACAUGGCAAGGAUGCAGCGAAUGGUCGAACGAGAUAAAAACCACCCGUCGAUCAUUAUCUGGUCGCUUGGAAACGAGGCGGGCAAUGGCAUGAAUUUUCACUUGACGUACAACUGGACUAAACAGAGAGAUCCUACACGGCCCGUGCAGUAUGAGAACGCACGAAUCGAACCGGGAUGGAGCACGGAUAACCUCGAAGCCAUCGAUCACAACACUGACAUUUACGUUCCCAUGUACCCGAGCCAGGAGAAGCUGCGCAAGUAUGGCGAGCUGUACGAGAAUGAUACCAGCGCUCUUCCGCUGAUCAUGUGCGAGUAUGCGCAUGCGAUGGGAAAUUCUCUCGGAGGUUUCAAGGAGUACUGGGACGCCAUAAACUCCUAUGGUGUUGUGCAAGGUGGGUUCAUCUGGGACUGGGUUGACCAGGGGAUACUCACUAUCAUCAACGGCACGCAGGUGUUCGCGUACGGCGGCGACUUUGGACCCCCAGACACGCCGACAGACUACAACUUCAAUCUCAAUGGCCUAAUGCACCCCAACAGGCGCCCCAAUCCGCACCUGCACGAGGCCAAGCGCCUCUACCAGCCGGUGGGCUUCGCAGCCGCGGACCCCUCCGCGGGUCGGCUGCGCGUGACGAACCUCUUCAGCUUCGUCAGCCUGGGCCACCUCGCCUUCUCCUGGAAUCUGACCGCCGACGGGGUCAGAGUCGCGGGAGGAGGCCUGGAGCGCCUGGAGACGGCGCCCGGGGCCUCGGCGGACGUCUCCGUACCCCUGCCGCCGCGCCCGUGGGAGGCGAUGUGCUGCUGGCCGAACGGGCGGGCGCGCCGGGCGGCCGUGGAGUACCACCUCACCGUGGCGGCGGAAGAGCGAGGGGGGCGCGGAGGUCGCCUGGGCGCAGUGGCAGCUGGACUCCCAGGACCAGAGGCCGCUGCGCCGGCCGCCGCGGCCACCGAGGGCGGCAAGAAGGCAAAGGCGCGCAAGAAGGCCGCCCUCGCGGCGCCGAGGCGAGCGAAGAGGAGGCCAGAAGGCGCCCCGCCGGGCGGCGCCAGGGCGGGCGGGCUCCCGAGGGACCCCGGCGCAGAGGCGGACGCCACGGCGGCGUCUGCACCGCGCCCCGGAGGCUUCGCCGGCGACCCGGAGAAGCGCCGCAAGGCCGAGGCGGCCAUCUUCGAGGACCUCGGCCUGGACGCCGCCGCCCUCGGCGGCGCGGAGGAGCCCGAGUCGAGCGCCGAGGAGGGCCAGGAGGACCAGGCCUCGGGCGCGCCGGCGCCCGCGGCGGGCCGCCGGCGCGGCGGCGAGCUCGGCUUCGGCGACCUGCUGGAGGACAUAUUCGGAGGACUCGCGGCCGGUGGACGCCCGCGCAAGAAGGCGAGGCGCGGAGCGGCGGCGUGA